CGGAGUUGGAAUGCUUUUGACGCUGAUUGAUGCCAUAAGCUAUUUUUGUAUAAUAUCUGACUUGAAUUCAACGGAUCCGAUUGUGGUUUUCAACAGCGGUGAGCAUGCAACCGCUUUCAUCAAUCGUCGUCUGGAGAGGGUACAUCACGAUAACCGUACGUGCAUUUGCAAAAAUAAUAUCGGAUUUGGGCUUCCACAAAGACACUUGCUGCAAUUCGUACUACUUAACAGCCUGGAUGUGAGCCACCUGCCGGUCAGCUUACGGUGGACAAGAGAGAAUAAAGGGACUGUUGCCGUUGCAAUCGCGCCUUUGUAUGCGCCAACAAUCGGAAGGCAAGAACCGAGCGCCAUGUGGAAUAUAGAGUUGAACAACCUACGUGCACUGUAUCAGCAACUGCAGCCAGCGCACAUCGCUCCGUAUACC
Molecule: messenger RNA, 424 nt
Organism: Dicrocoelium dendriticum
Lineage: Eukaryota; Metazoa; Platyhelminthes; Trematoda; Plagiorchiida; Dicrocoeliidae
Source: the annotation of a GenBank genome assembly